Drosophila ananassae is the source of this 5875-nucleotide messenger RNA. RefSeq names its product endoribonuclease Dicer. Gene Ontology annotation, molecular function: ribonuclease III activity; protein binding; deoxyribonuclease I activity. The coding region runs from base 431 to 5623 and encodes 1730 amino acids. Gene Ontology annotation, cellular component: cytoplasm; nucleus; RISC complex. The transcript has 9 exons. Lineage: Eukaryota; Metazoa; Arthropoda; Insecta; Diptera; Drosophilidae. Gene Ontology annotation, biological process: pre-miRNA processing; apoptotic DNA fragmentation; siRNA processing. The record is from RefSeq and is a predicted model, not a curated record.
AAGUAAUGUGCGUCAAGCAGGUAUUGGUCACACUGGAGCCGGUUGUGUUGCUAUUUUGUGAACUUUUGUUGAAUAAAUGUGAAUUCCCUGACAUUAAAGUUUAAAACUUAGUGCCUAGCAGUCUAAAUGUGUAUAUUGGUCAAACCAACAUUAAUACUAUCGAACCUGGACUCAGAGCUGAGCUCUUCAAAUUAAGGCUAUCCAAUAUCAUAAAAUACAGGUGUUUGCUUAUCACUCUAUACCUGUGCGCAAAAGCCUCCAAGUGUAUUUUCGAAUUCCUGGUACUUCCCCGAUUUCCGUUUUGUGAACUUCCCCUUUUAUCAUCACAGCAGUCUUUGACAGAACGCCGACGAAUGCAGUACAGCCUAAAAACAAAGAAAAAAAUUCUGAAUUUUUAUUUUAAAGUGUUUAAAGUAAAAGUAAAGUUUCAAUGGAAAUAAUGAGAAGUCAGGACGCGGAGGCCGCUGAAAUAAAGCCUCGCAGCUACCAACUGCGUCUGGUGGAUCACAUUACCAGGCAGAAUGGCAUUAUUUACUUGCCCACCGGUUCCGGGAAAACUUUCGUGGCGAUAUUGGCCCUUAAACGAUUCUCCCAAGAUAUGGACAAGACUAUUGAAGACGGCGGCAAGCGGGCCAUAUUUAUGUGCAACACGGUGGAGCUGGCCCGCCAGCAGGCUGUGGCAAUAAAGCGCUUCACCAAUCUCAAGGUUGGAUUCUAUGUGGGGGAGCAGGGUGUAGACGACUGGCCAAGGGGCCAGUGGGAGACUGAAAUCCGAGAUAAGCAAGUUAUGGUGGGAACGGCUCAGGUGAUGCUGGACGUUUUCACCCAGCGGCACAUGGAACUAAAGUCUGUGAGCAUCGUUAUAAUUGACGAAUGCCAUCACGGCACGGGCCAUCAUCCCUUCCAUGAGUUUAUGCGCCUUUUCCUCUACGGGUCGAGCAAUGAACUGCCUCGAGUUGUGGGCCUAACCGGAGUGCUGAUCAAGGGCAAUGAGGUGAAGAAUGUGGCCAGAAGACUCAAGGACCUGGAGACCACCUACAGAGGAAACAUCAUUACAGUAUCGGACACCGCUGAUCUGGAGAAUGUGAUGCUACAUUCAACAAAGCCCAAGGAGUACAUGAUACAAUAUCCCGCACAAUGCCAAAAGUAUUCGCUUGUCGCAGAUGUCGAAAGAAUGAUUUUUAAUUUCUUUGCAGUCCUGGACCAAUUGGAUAUUGGCGUUCAGCCUCAGCGAAGAUCGAAGGGACUGAUGAACCUGCGGGAUCCGCACAAAAAGAGUGCCAUAAAAGCGCUCUUCAACGACUUCAAGUUCCAGAUGGUGGAGUACGGAGUAUAUGCCGCCUCCAUUGCAAUUGUUUCGCUCAGCGUUGAGUUUGAGGUGAAGAAACGCCAAGCGGAGACCAUUUCCCUCAAAACAAUGUAUAGAGCGGCCAUAUCCAUGUGCGACCAGAUCCGCCACAUCUUGGUGAGGAAACUGCGCGACCUGGUGGACGAUGACGAUGAGACUGAUGAGAAGACCAAUACCUAUGAAAUUAUUAUGAACUUCUCAACCCCGAAGGUGCAACGAUUUCUGCAGUAUCUUAAGCAGACAUUCGCUGGAAAGCAACCGAAGGAUAUCUGUUGUCUGGUAUUUGUGGAGCGACGCUACACGGCUAAAUGCAUUUUUGGGCUGGUGUUGCACUUCAUUCAAGCCACUCCAGAGUUGCGUGAUGUGCUGGUGCCGCAGUUUAUGGUGGGACGAAAUUCGAUUUCCCAGGACUUUGAAUCCGUAUUGGAGGGAAAAUUCCAAAAAUCUGCCAUUCAACAGUUUCGUGAUGGCGAGGCCAAUCUGAUGAUAUGCUCCAGUGUCCUGGAAGAGGGUAUCGAUGUACAAGCGUGCAAUUAUGUCCUUAUCCUUGACAGCCUGAAAACCUUCAACAUGUACGUUCAAACUAAGGGUCGUGCACGAUCCAAGGAAGCAGUCUUUAUUAUUUUUUCCGCGGAUGCUAAUACAGGAGAGGUUUCGAAGCAGAUUGGUCAAUAUCGUCAGGCUCACUCCGAUAUUUCCGAAUAUUUAAAGGGUCGUGUCUUGGAGCGGGCUCUACCGCUGCCCAACGAGAUUACCGAACACUUCCAGGACAUCAUUCCUCCAUUUAAAAAUGAGCAUGGUUCCAUUUUACUGGCCAGUAAUGCCCUAAUCCUUCUCCACCGCUACUGUCAGAGUUUGCCUUCGGAUGCGUUCGGUUUUGUAGUCCCAUGGAUUAAUUUAGUGGAACCCAAGGAACGGGUAAAACGUUUUGGCAAAAGUGCCGAAUAUAAGCAAGUCGUUUCUAUUGUCUUGCCACUCACAUCUAGUCUAAAGGAUACGAUCUAUAGCUAUCCCAUGGACUGCGUCAAAUCUGCCAAAGUAUCUGCCGCCUUCAACGCCUGCAAGCUGCUCUAUGAACUCGGUGAACUCGGCGAAAAAUUCCUGCCCAUUACGGCGAAGGAGCGGGUAGCUGCCAUUGCUGAUGUCCACUUUGAACACUGGAAAAAGUACGGUGAUGAUGUGACAAAGACUAGCAAAGAAAAGGAAAAUCAAGUGCGUACCUAUAGGACUGGCUGUCCGGAGGAAUUCAUGGAUGCCAUGCCGCGGGUUGGCGAGGUCUGCUACGCCUACGAGAUCUUCCUGGAGCCACAUUUCGAGCGCAAUGACUACACGGAACACGUUUAUGACAACCUGCAGACGCCUCGGAACUAUGCACUGCUGCUGCGGAACAAGCUGCCCAGGUUAGCGGAAAUGCCACUAUUUUGCAAUCAGGGAAAACUUCAUGUCCGUGUCGCUUCGGAGCCUCGUGAGAUAGUACUCGAUAGUGACAUCAAGGUGGAGCUUCUGCAGCAGUUCCAUGUUACAAUUUUCCGCAGUAUACUGCGCAUUUGGCAGCCGUUCUUCGUUUUCGAUCGACUCGCCAGGGAGAAUUCGUAUCUGGUGGUACCUUUGGCUGUGGGUGCAGCAAAGGCUGAGGUUAUCGACUGGCCACUGGUCACCAAGUUCCAAAGCCUGCCGGAAGUCAAAAAGUCCAGUGUGCAGCAGCGAAAGGAGGCACCACCCCCGUGUCCCGAAGACUUUGAGGGAAAAAUUGUGACCCAGUGGUAUUCUAACUAUGAGGAGAAGCGGAUGCUGGUCACCAAGGUGCACCGAGAUCUCACACCAUACAGCUACAUGGAAAAGAACCACCAGGACAAGACUUACUAUACCUUUACCAUGUCGAAGUAUAGCAACCACAUCGGUGAUGUAGUGCAUAAGGAUCAGUUCCUGAUUGAAGUACGUGAGCUGACAGAGCAGCUAAACUUCUAUGUCCAGCAGCGAGGCAAAUCCUCCGCCCAGAGCAAGGCCCGGGCGAAGGUGGUGCUUAUACCGGAGCUGACCUUCAAUUUUGAUUUCCCUGGCGAUGUUUGGCUAAAGAUGAUAUUCCUACCCAGCAUUCUGCGACGUCUUCACUUUCUGCUUCACGCUGAGGCUCUGCGAAAGCGAUUCAACGCAUACCUGGGCCUUCAACACUUGCCAAUAAACGGAGUCGAUUACAAGCCCAGGCCCGUGGAUAUUGAUUGGUCAUUAAAGAGGAAUGUUGAUCCGUUAGGCAAUGCCGUGGCCGAUGAUGAUUUUAAGGAGCAGCGCUCCCUGCUGGAGCCCAUGAAAACAAAGCCCCUUGAAGAGUCCUUGGCAAAGUUGGAGAUCACCGACUUGGCGAACAAAUGGCAGGAUUACAUGGAACCGACGGACAUCUCGCGUAACCUAAUGACCGCCUAUCCCGUAGAGCUGUCCUACUACUACCAGUUUACCUCUGGCUUUGUGAAACGGCUGGAAGAAAUGGAAUACGCUGAUAAAGAAUAUUGGUCGGAAAACCAAUUUAAAAUUCCAUUGGGAAGCAUCUACGAUGUCAGAAGCACAGAUGUGGUGAAAGAAAACCUUCCAGCAUUGAUGCCAGCUAGUGGUUUUAAGCCCCAAGUGCAUCAGGAUGUGAGCUACCUGUCGAUCCUGCAGAAGAGUAUGUCAAACGAGCAUAUCACUGCCGCCGAGCAGAGCGAAUUCCUGGCUGCCAUCACCACCUCGGGCAGUGCCGAUGUGUUUGACAUGGAGCGGCUGGAGAUGUUGGGCGACUCGUUUUUGAAAAUGAGCGGUUCGCUGUACCUAGCCAACAGGUAUGCCGAUUGGAAUGAGGGUACACUCACGCAGGUCAAGUCCAAGCUGGUAUCCAACAGGAACCUUUUGUAUUGCCUAAGCGAAACGGACAUUCCCACGAGGAUAAGCUCUUCCUUGUUCACCCCAAAAUACACAUGGAUACCGCCGGGAGUGAGUUUGCCACGCAAUGUCCUGGCUUUGUGGAACAAUAAACCCGAUGUGGCGAAGCUGGUGGGUCCGCAUAACCUGAGGGACCUAACGCUCACCGAUGAGGAGUCACUAAUCACGGGCACUUGCAGCGAGUCAACAUUGAGCACGUUCAUGGAUGGCUGUCGGAAGAAUAUGAGCAGCCAUCACGCCGACACAGAUUUCUCUGCCGAGCUAAACUUUUGCAUCGGCCGGGCUAAUAUUGCGGAUAAGGUUGUUGCCGAUACGCUGGAGGCGCUCUUGGGUGUCGUUGUGAAGAACUAUGGCCUGACCCACGGCUUUCGGAUGCUGGAGUACUUUGGUAUCUGCAAGGCGGACAUCGGCAAGCCGCUAACCCAAUUGCUGGACCUCAGACUGGGCGGCGCCAACAUGCGAACGAAUGUCAGCACCACCGAAAUCGAUAGCUUUUUGAUAAAUCAUGCGAAUUUGGAGCAGAACCUGGGCUACACCUUCAAAGAUCGUGGCUAUCUUCUGCAGGCUCUCACCCAUCCUUCGUAUCCCACCAAUCGGAUUACUGGCUGCUACCAGCAGCUGGAGUUCAUUGGUGAUGCCAUACUCGAUUUCCUCAUAUCCGGUUAUAUUUUCGAGAACAAUACCAAGAUGACUCCCGGACAGCUGACAGACUUGCGAUCAGCCCUGGUGAACAACACGACCCUGGCCUGUAUUUGUGUGCGGCACAAGAUUCACUUGUUCAUCCUGGCCGAGAAUGCCCUGCUCUCAGAGGCCAUUGCCAGCUUUGUCCAGUUCCAAGAGACUCAAAACCAUAGGGUCACCAAUCAUGUGAGGAUUCUUCUCGAAGAGAACGAUACCACCCCAUUGGACGUGGAUGGCGAGGUUAAAUCUAUGGAGAUAGACGAAACCACUGAAAGUGAAGAAAAUAAUGGUGUUCCAACGAAAGGGGACUACAACAUGUCCCAGAACGUGGAUGUACCCAAAGCACUGGGAGACGUGCUAGAAGCUCUCAUUGCAGCAGUGUAUCUCGACUGCAGGGACCUCCAUCGCACCUGGCAGGUUAUUUACAAUCUUUUCAAGCCCGAAAUCAAGGAAUUCACCCGAAACGUUCCCAUCAACCCGAUACGACAGCUCAACGAGCACAAGCUUGCGUCCCCAAUUUAUAGUGGACCAUGCAUUGAACAGGGUAUGGUAAUGGUUAGUUGCCAGUUUACCUGCAUGGAAAAGUCAAUAAAGGUGUACGGGUUCGGCAGUAACCAACAACAGGCCAAACUGGCGGCUGCCAAGCACGCCCUCCAGAAGUUGGCCAAAUGUGAUGCAUAAACUGGACGGUUUUCAAUGUCAAUUGCCCUUGGCACGGAUUUAUUCCAAGUUGCAUGAGCCAGAGAGUCUCAUUCAAUUUUGAAAAAAUCCGUUAAAGCGCCUUUUGACAAAUCAAUUAUAAAUUUUUUUAUAUAUGUAAUAUUUUAUAUGAAAUCUCUAUUUUUAUACAAAAUUUGUAUUCCUUCUUGUUUUUCGCUGGUUUAUGAAAUACUCUCUUAUUCACGAAGCUUUUAAUAAAACAAUUUAUUGUUA